Messenger RNA from Lodderomyces jiufengensis, 1599 nucleotides. Its product is annotated as ammonium transporter. Lineage: Eukaryota; Fungi; Ascomycota; Pichiomycetes; Serinales; Debaryomycetaceae. Gene Ontology annotation, biological process: ammonium transmembrane transport. The transcript has a single exon. Gene Ontology annotation, cellular component: plasma membrane. The record is from RefSeq and is a predicted model, not a curated record. The coding region runs from base 1 to 1599 and encodes 532 amino acids. Gene Ontology annotation, molecular function: ammonium channel activity.
AUGUCAGAUUCAGGUUAUACUGAAAGUGGAACAGGAGGUGAUGUUUUUAAAGUUGAUUUAAAUAAACAAUUUGAAGCAGCAGAUAUGGCAUGGAUUGGAACUGCUGGUGUAUUAGUUUGGAUUAUGAUACCUGGAGUUGGAUUAUUAUAUUCUGGUUUAUCAAGAAAAAAACAUGCAUUAUCAUUAAUUUGGGCAUCAAUAAUGGCAAUGUGUUUAACAAGUUUUCAAUGGUUUUUUUGGGGUUAUUCAUUAGUUUUUGCUCAUAAUGGAUCACAAUUUUUAGGUACUUUACAAAAUUUUUGUCUCAAGGAAGUAUUAGGAGCUCCUGCUAUAGUUAAAACUGUUCCAGAUAUUUUAUUUUGUUUUUAUCAAGGUAUGUUUGCUUCUAUAACUGGUAUUUUAAUGGUUGGUGCUGGUUGUGAAAGAGCAAGAUUAGGUCCAAUGAUGGUUUUUUUAUUUAUUUGGAUGACUGUUGUUUAUGCUCCAAUUGCUUAUUGGGUAUGGGGUGGUAAUGGUUGGUUAUUUAAUUUAGGUGCAUUAGAUUUUGCUGGUGGUGGACCAGUUCAUGAAAAUUCUGGAUUUGCUGCUUUAGCUUAUUCUUUAUGGUUAGGUAAAAGACAUGAUCCUGUUGCUCAAGGUAAAGUACCAAAAUAUAAACCUCAUUCAGUUAGUUCAGUUGUUUUAGGUACUGUUUUCUUGUGGUUUGGUUGGUUUGGUUUUAAUGGUGGUUCAACUGGUAAUGCAAAUAUGAGAUCAUGGUAUGCUUGUGUAAAUACUAAUAUUGCAGCUGCAUGUGGUGGAUUAACUUGGAUGUUUAUUGAUUAUUUUAGAACUGGUGGUAAAUGGUCAACUGUUGGUUUAUGUACUGGUGCAAUUGCUGGUUUAGUUGGUAUUACUCCAGCAGCAGGAUAUGUUCCAGUUUAUACUUCAUUAAUAUUUGGUAUUGUACCAGCUAUAAUAUGUAAUUUUGCAGUUGAUUUAAAAGCUUAUAUUGGUAUUGAUGAUGGUAUGGAUGUUUGGGCUUUACAUGGUGUUGGAGGAUUUGUUGGAAAUUUUAUGACUGGUAUUUUUGCAGCUGAUUAUGUUGCAAUGAUUGAUGGUACUGAAAUUAAAGGUGGUUGGAUGAAUCAUCAUUGGAAACAAUUAGGUUAUCAAUUAGCUGCUAGUGUUUCAGUUGCUGCUUGGUCAUUUGUUGUUACUUCCAUAUUAUUAUUAGUAAUGGAUAGAAUUCCAUUUUUAAAAAUUAGAUUAAGUGAAGAAGAAGAAAUGUUAGGUACAGAUUUAGCACAAAUUGGAGAAUUUGCUUAUUAUGAUGAACAAGAUGAUCCAGAUAAUUCACCAUAUUUAUUACAACCAAUUAGAUCAACACCAGCAAUGAAAGAAAAAUUAGCUAUAUCAAAAUCUCGUCAACAAGAAAUUAAUAAAGGUGGUGUAUCAAAAAAUACAACAAACACAACUGGAGAUGAAGAAGAAUUAGUUGAUCCUAUUUAUGCUACUGCUGGUCCAGAAACAAUUGAUGGGGUAUCUAAAGAAACUGGAGAAGAUUUAACUCCAAAUAUGUCAAAUACUGACUCGAUAAAAGAAUUUCCUAAAAAAUAA